This is a messenger RNA of Sinocyclocheilus grahami, 2009 nucleotides long. Its product is annotated as interferon alpha/beta receptor 1b-like. The record is from RefSeq and is a predicted model, not a curated record. The annotation marks the transcript as partial. Gene Ontology annotation, cellular component: plasma membrane. Gene Ontology annotation, molecular function: protein binding; cytokine receptor activity. Lineage: Eukaryota; Metazoa; Chordata; Actinopteri; Cypriniformes; Cyprinidae. The transcript has 9 exons. Gene Ontology annotation, biological process: cytokine-mediated signaling pathway.
UCUCUGCCAGCAGGUGGCGCUGUUGGAGCGGCAGAAUAUAGUGGUUUCCCCGGUAACCGCAGUAAUCAAAGCAGCGCUGUGCUUGCAGGGUUUGCAGAUCUGAGGUGUCCUGAUAACGUCAGCAUGGACUCACUCAACACUCGUUACGUGCUGCGGUGGGACUGGCCUCACGAGAGCGCCGUCAACCAGACGGUCACCUUCACUGCGCAGUAUCUAGCGUCUCUGCCAGCAGGUGGCGCUGUUGGAGCGGCAGAAUAUAGUGGUUUCCCCGGUAACCGCAGUAAUCAAAGCAGCGCUGUGCUUGCAGGGUUUGCAGAUCUGAGGUGUCCUGAUAACGUCAGCAUGGACUCACUCAACACUCGUUACGUGCUGCGGUGGGACUGGCCUCACGAGAGCGCCGUCAACCAGACGGUCACCUUCACUGCGCAGUAUCUAGCGGAACGUCUCUCCCGGAAGUCCAGUCAUGAGAAGUACUGGACGUCGAUGUGUGUCAGUGUUCUGGAGCAUCGCUGUGAUUUCACUGGAGCUGAACUGCAUUACCUGGCCUUGUAUCUGCUGCGUGUGCGGGCCAACACGUCUCAGCGGUCCUCCGGCUGGGUCCAGAUCAGAUUCUGUCCUGAUAAACACGCUGCUUUAGGUCCUCCUUCCAGCGUGAGGCUGAGGUCUGUUAAAGGACAUCUAGAGGUCAUCAUCACUGACCCUGUGACCAGCUCUAACCAGUCCAUGAAAACACUGCUGGACAACAAUCUGAGAUACCUCAUCCAGUACUGGAGGCGCUCUGAGGAGCCCGAGAAGGCUAAAGUCCUGCAGACGGAGAACAAUGUGGUGAUGCUGACGGAUCUGGACAGACAGACGUGGUACUGUGUGAGAGUCCAGAGCCGCUACGACUUCUAUAACAAGAUCAGUGUCUUCAGCGACACACACUGCACACGCACUGAAGGUCAGAUGCCGUACUGGCAGAUAUUCCUGUACUUCCUGAUUUCUCUGCUGCUGUGCUUCCUGCUGGUGCUGCUGCUGUCCUUCUGCUUUUACAAGACGUUCACGCUCCUCAAGAGCACCUUCUGCCCAGCCAUUCAACUCCCGGGUCACAUUCAGGAGCUGUGGUUAAGUGACUCCGAGAAGCCGCAGCUGCUGGCUCCGGAGUCUCCAGAGUCUGUGUGUGAGCUGCUGGUCAUGGUCAGUGCUGAGCUGGACGCUGUGGCGGUGGAUGAGCACUCAAACACUGAGGAACAGGACUCCAGCACACACGGCCGACACGGCAGCGGAGACUCGGGCGUUUACUCCACAGAGGAGGACUCCGGUCACAGAUCUGACCUACAGAUGAGCAGCAGAAAGCACAGAGAAGAGCUGCAUGACGGGACGCUGCUGGAGUUCUGAGCUUGAAACGGUCCACAGAUGUCAGACGGACACGACUUCAGCUUUCUGCAGCUCUGCCUUUCUCUCUCUUCCAACAUCUGUCAGCUUAUUGUACAUGCAGAGACAGCAGCAGCUUGAUGACAUUUGAGCCAUACUUUUCAUUUCUGUAUGUUAACAUGCAGAUUUCUUAUGAUUCUUAUAGAAUCUUAAUUCAUUAUUGUCACUUUAUAUCUUUGUUAGCUUUAACAGCAGCAGCAUUUAAAAAGAGAAUGAACUGUCAUUUGUUGGAUUGUUUUCUCCCUCAUCUCCACUCAGCCUCUGAUUAAAAUAGCCUCUAUCAUGUAACCGACUUGUUCUUGUUCACAUUGCAUCCCCAUCAGUUUUUAAAUGGUCAUAUUUCCAGUCGUUAGUCCUAUAAGGUUAUAGUCACGUUUGUGAUCAGUCAGUGGAGACGGCAUUGUAAGUGUUUACUGAAGACCCGCUCUCUGUUGUUUACAUUAAUAUCUCCUGUAUAUAUAUAUAUAUAUAUUAUAGAUUUGCUAGGAAGGAUUUAGUUGUUCUACUGUUUAGGCAAGAAAAAGCUAUUUGCUACAUGUGUAGCUUGUUAAAGUAGGGCUGCACAAUUAUUACAAAAAUCAUAAUUGUCGAUUAUU